Messenger RNA from Acanthochromis polyacanthus (spiny chromis), 2375 nucleotides. It is a transcript of the gene stx5a, whose product is annotated as syntaxin 5A. Lineage: Eukaryota; Metazoa; Chordata; Actinopteri; Pomacentridae. The transcript is spliced from 12 exons. The record is from RefSeq and is a predicted model, not a curated record. Gene Ontology annotation, molecular function: SNAP receptor activity; SNARE binding. Gene Ontology annotation, cellular component: SNARE complex; Golgi membrane; endomembrane system. The coding region runs from base 257 to 1246 and encodes 329 amino acids. Gene Ontology annotation, biological process: endoplasmic reticulum to Golgi vesicle-mediated transport; vesicle fusion; intracellular protein transport.
GACCCGGAUCGGAACUUUAACUCCUGGGUUGACUAGUUUUCAUCAGAAAGAUCGAGGGCUCCUGAAAUAUGGUGUGAUACCGAUUCAAACAUGAGUGUGCAUAUGUCCAUGAAGGAUACCCCACCUUGGAUGUGAGUUCGUCCGCAUACCGAGAGGUGUUCAUAUUUAUUCACCAAACCGACCAGCGGAGGAGGAUUCGACCGUCUCGGGUGGUUUCUGGUCUUCACCCGGCUUUUGACCCUCUACCGGCGGCAACAUGACGUGCCGUGACCGGACCCUCGAAUUCCAGUCAGCCUGCAAAUCUCUUCAGGGCAGACAGAAUGGUGUCCAGCCCAGUAAACCGGCUCAUGGUGCCCUCAGGCAGCGCAGCGACUUCACAGUUAUGGCCAAGAGAAUUGGAAAAGACUUGAGUAACACAUUUGCCAAACUGGAAAAACUCACAAUUUUGGCAAAAAGAAAAUCCCUAUUUGACGACAAGGCCGUGGAGAUCGAGGAACUAACAUACAUCAUUAAACAAGACAUCAACAGUCUAAACAAACAGAUAGCACAGCUGCAGGACUUGGUGAGGUCUCGUGGGGCUCCAGGUGGUCGACACAUCCAAACCCACUCAAACACUAUAGUGGUGUCAUUACAGUCCAAACUGGCCUCGAUGUCCAAUGACUUUAAAUCAGUCCUGGAAGUCCGAACAGAGAACCUGAAGCAGCAGCGCAGCAGAAGAGAGCAGUUCUCCCAGCCUCCUGCGUCGUCCUCUCCUCUCAUGGCCAACAACUUCAGGAGCCGCAAAAAAGGGGCCCAGGAGCCGCAUGCAGCUCGCGAGCCACGCAAUGACUACCAGGGCUAUACAACCGCAAAUUUAAAAGAGAGCUCGGUCCUGAUGCAGGAUGAGUCCCGGAGCAUGGGGGAUAUUGCCAUCGAUAUGGACUCUCAGACCAAUCCCUUGCAACUCCAACUUAUUGAUGAGCAGGACUCAUACAUCCAGAGCCGUGCAGACACCAUGCAGAACAUUGAGAGCACCAUCGUAGAGCUGGGAUCUAUAUUCCAACAGCUGGCACACAUGGUCAAGGAGCAAGAAGAGACCAUCCAGAGGAUCGACGCUAACGUGGAGGACACCCAGCUGAACGUGGAGGCCGCCCACACAGAGAUCCUCAAGUACUUCCAGUCAGUCUCCUCCAACCGCUGGCUGAUGAUUAAGAUAUUUCUGGUCCUCGUCGUCUUCUUCAUCAUCUUUGUCGUCUUCUUCGCGUAAAGAAAAGAGGAGCGGCUGAGAGGUGGAGGAAAAGCACAUCAGAUAAGAGCAAGUAAAGCUAAAGCUGGAUUGAGACGAUGCGUCCUGAUGAAGUAUUUGGAGGACAGACUUCACUAUCACGGUUUUGAUGGAGGCUUGGGACAAUUACAGACUUUCCGGUUAUUCCCAUGCCACAGACUCUUGAUGUUAUUCCACAGUUCAGUGAAGAAUGAGGAUCUUGAACUGUGUCCAAAUAAAACAAAUAUAUUGUCUAAAAAUCCCCACUUUGUAUAGAGAGAGAGAAAGCAGCAGAACUGCUCUGUAUUCUACUUUGACCAACUAUUCAUAGCAUUUAAUCAAAAUGGCUAUAAUUUAAUGGUUUGAUUCUACAAACUGUCUUAUAAUUUAGAAGCUUUUUUUCUUUACCCCCUUUAACACAUUUCAUUCUCUCUAAAUAUUUCAAGGCCAAACAAUAGAACUGAAGUUUAUCCUCAAGAUCUUUUGCUUCUAGUUUACCUACUUUUUAUUGAAAGAGCAUGACUGUGUCUCAUUUACGAGUAAUUCUUAGCCAAUCACCCUUCAAUUACCAUGUGAAAUAUCUUUUUUAUCCGGUUACUUUCUGUUCUGCUUUUGAGGUUUAUUUGCCAAAUGGGUACUUAUAUUGAACUGUGACAUGUUACGAAGACACUCGCUGUGAUCCUAAAGGCACAACAAGGCAGUCGCAGCCAGCUGAAGGGAAGAUUUCAGUGUAGCUGAGGCACAAGCUGCGUUUUUAAAUAAAACUGCCUGGUCGCCAGCUGUCAGGCAGGUUGAGUGGUUGGAAAAGUUUAAACCUCACUCAUUCACUGACGCAGAAAGGAUCAGUGCUUAUGAAGGGGUGAUGUUGGCUGUGAAGGCCCACUAAUGAAGUGACUCAAUCAGCCGGAUUCCCUGGAAGUGUCUGGUUGGAUGUCUGUGCUCCCCUUCUUUAUCUAAUGUACAGGAUGUUAUUUAAAUGACCACAGCUUUUUAAGAAGAAAGAAGACAUUGCUCCUAUUUUCCCCCUUUUUUUUAGCCAAAUGCCUUGACUUCAGUGUAUAAAGUGCAAAUAGUUAUAAUGAUGUAUUGAUAAGGAAGUGCACAGUAAUAAAAUAAUAUUGGGUUGCUGGUA